Molecule: messenger RNA, 5311 nt
Organism: Hemicordylus capensis (graceful crag lizard)
Lineage: Eukaryota; Metazoa; Chordata; Lepidosauria; Squamata; Cordylidae
Gene: IPO4
Product: importin 4
Exons: 30
Coding region: 285-3539 (1084 amino acids)
Biological process (GO): protein import into nucleus
Cellular component (GO): nucleus; cytoplasm
Molecular function (GO): small GTPase binding; nuclear import signal receptor activity
Source: RefSeq, a predicted model, not a curated record
CAUGUGCUGCUGCUGGAGUUGACACGGUUCCAGGCAACUGCCUCUGCUGGCGGCGCCUGUGCCCAGGCGGGGCUGUUGCCUUCUCCCCCUCCUGGCCUUUCUGGGCAGGGCUUGGCUGGGAUCCCUCGCCCCGCUCCAGCCCCUUCAGUGCUGGUGGGGCUCUCUCCCCACUCCACCCAGCCCCUUAGGGGUCUCCCCACUUCCCCACCUAGAGGGCUUUCGUCCCCCUCUCCCUCCGCCUGUGACUUUAUUCCAUCGCUCUGCUCUCUUUCCCUCUUUGCACAAUGGCAACUGAGGAGCUAGAAAGAAUCCUUGCAGACUUACUGCGGCCUGACAAUGCCAUCAUCCAACAGGCCACAGCCCAUCUGAAAGAGGCCUUGAAGCAGCCCGCAGCACUAUCCCACCUCUGCCAGGUUAUGUCACACUCUCAGGACCCCCAGAUUCGACAGUUCGCAGCAGUGUUGGUGAGAAGGCGCCUGACCAAACACUGGAAGAAGCUCAAUGCAGCUGAGCAGGACACGCUGAAGAAGCUCGUGUUGGCAACGCUGCAGCAGGAAGCAGACCAUAAGGUUUCCUUAGCGCUGGCCCAGCUGGCGGCCGUCAUCCUGAAGAACGAGACGCUGGAGAAAUGGCCGCAGCUGCUCCACGUCAUCCAGCACGGAGCCCGCUCCCAGGACCCCACCCAGUGCCAGGUGGGACUGCUGCUGCUCAACUCUGCGUUGGAACUGGACCCGGAGGUCUUCGCUCCUCACUACAAAGAUCUCCUGCGCCUCUUCCACCAGAUGCUCAAUGACCGCGGGCAGCCGGCCACGCUCUACUACUCGCUGCGGAGCCUGAGCACGAUGGCGGCUGGCCUGGGCUCCGAGGAGAUGAAUCUGAUGUCUUCCAUGGUGCCAAAGCUGAUAGCGGCCAUUCGAGAACUGAUUCGAGUCAACGAGGCCCAGGCUAGUGAAGUGAUGGAGGUCUUUGAUGAGCUCAUGGAGACUGAAGUUUCGAUCAUCGUUCAGCAUCUCUCAGAGGUCGUUGGCUUCUGCCUGGAGGUGGCCUCCAAUCAAGCGCUGGGCGACAACCUCCGAGUCAAAGCUCUGUCUUGCAUCAGCUUCCUCAUCAAACUCAAAGGCAAGGCCAUCCUGAAGCACAAGCUCCUCUCGCCCAUCCUGAGCGCCCUCUUUCCCAUCAUGAGUGCCGAGCCCCCGCCUGGCCAGAUGGAUGCUGAGGACGAGCAGACGGAGGAGGACAUCGAAGACAGAGCUGAAGUCCAGACGCCCAAGCACUUUGCGGCCCAGGUGGUGGAUAUGUUAGCGCUGCACCUUCCCCCGGAGAAGCUCUUUCCUCAGCUGACGCCGCUGAUGGAGCCGGCGCUCCUGAGCCCCAACCCUUACCAUCGCAAAGCCGGCCUCAUGUGUCUGGCGGUGCUGGCUGAAGGCUGUGGCGACCACAUCCGGAACAAGCACCUUCAGCCCAUGCUGCAGGUGGUGUGCCGGGCGCUGUCGGAUGAGAGUCAGGUGGUGCGCAACGCCGCGCUCUUCGCCCUGGGCCAGUUCUCUGAGAACCUGCAGCCUGAUAUUGCCCGCUAUUCCGACGACAUCAUGCCUCUGCUUCUGCGCUACCUGGAGGGCGUGGAGCUGGCUCACACCAGCCACUUGGCCAAGGCCUACUAUGCCUUGGAGAACUUCGUGGAGAACCUCGGAGAGAAGAUCUCGCCGUACCUCCCUGCCCUGAUGGAACGGAUGCUCAUGACCCUGAGUUCCCCCGGCAGCCCCCGCACCAAGGAGCUGGCGGUCAGCGCCAUCGGAGCCGUUGCCCAGGCUGCCCAGGAGGGCCUCCUGCCGUAUUUCCAAGCAGUCAUGGACCACCUGAUGGGUUACCUGCUCACCACUCGGGAGGACCUUAGGCCCGUCCAGAUCCAGUCCAUAGAGACUUUGGCUGUCCUCGCCAGUGUCAUGAAGAAGGACGUCUUCCUGCCGCUUGCUGAAAAGUGCUGCCAGCUGGGGCUGGACCUCUGCGACCAGGUGGAUGACCCUGACUUGAGGCGUUGCACGUACAGCCUCUUUGGCUCACUCGCGGCUGUGUUAGAGGACUCCAUUGCUCCGUACCUGCCUCGCAUCACCACCUUCAUACUCUAUUCCCUCAAGUCCACCGAGGGCAUCGAGCCUCGCUACGGCACUGGCAGUUCUUUCCUUCUGUUUGACGACGAGGAAGAGGAGGCCGAGGUGGAGGGAGACGAGAGCCUGACCGACGACGAGGAAGAUGAUGACUCUGAGAUUACAGGGUUGAGUGUGGGAAAUGCCUUUAUGGAUGAAAAGGAGGAUUCCUGUGUAGCCCUGGGAGAGAUCGCCACCAAUGCCAGUGUGGCCUUCCUGCCUUUUCUGGAAAGCUCCUUCCAGGAGGUCUUCAAGCUGUUGGAGUGCCCCCUCAUCAAUGUGAGGAAAUCCGCUUUUGAAGCCCUGGGGCAGUUCUGCAUCUCUCUGCAUCGGGUUUGUGAACGCGAUCCGUCCGAACCCCACAGCGCUGCUCUCCAGAAGCUGCUGUCCAUGGUGCUGCAGGUUUAUACCAAAGGGAUCCGGGAAGACAAAGAGCGCCAGGUGGCAAUGGCCGUCCUGGAGAUGCUGGGCAAGCUGGUGAAGUCCUGCCGACAGGAGGCCAUCCGGGAGCCUGGCCAGCUGGCCGAGCUGUGCCGGGUGAUCCGGGAGGUGCUGGAGAAGAAAACAGCCUGCCAGGGUGCCGAUGUGGACGAGGAUGGCGACGACGACGACGAAGAGGAGGCAGAAUAUGACUCCAUGCUGAUUGAGUACGCGGGAGAGGUGAUCCCUGCGCUUGCGGAGGCCGCUGGGGGCGAGACCUUUGCCCCGUACUUUGCCGGCUUCCUGCCUCUGCUCCUCAACAAGAUGAAACCCAGCUGCUCCUCCGCCGACAAGUCCUUUGCAGUGGGCACCGUGGCAGAGACGGUCCAGGGCCUGGGCCGGGCCGCCAGCAGCUUCGUGCCGCGGUUGCUGCCGCUGCUGAUGGGAGCCGCGCGGGACCCGGACAAGGAGGUGUGCAGCAACGCGGUCUUCGGGCUGGGCGUGCUGGCGGAGCACGGCGGGGAAGCCAUGCACGAACACUACCCCAAGCUGCUGGGGCUGCUGUCCAACAUCAUCUCUCAGGAGCGGAGCAACCGGGUGGCCGAUAACGUCUGUGGGGCUGUCGCUCGGAUGGUGAUGGCCAACCCUGGAGGGGUCCCCAUUGGACAGGUUUUCCCCGUCUUGCUCCACGCCCUUCCUCUCAAGGAGGACUUUGAGGAGUACAAAACAGUCUUCCGUUGCAUCAGCUUUAUCUACGAGCACGAUCCUCAGCAGGUGUUGCAUCAGGUGGGGGAACUCCUGCGAGCCAGCAGCUCUGUCCUGAGCAGCAAGCACCUGCCGGCAGAUGGCCAGAACGCCUUGGUCACCCUUCUGCGUGACCUCUCCCGCCGCUGCCCGGCUGAGUUCCAGACGGCUGUCCUCUCCCUGCCUUCGGAAGCCGGCACCCUGGUCAACAUGGCGGUCAGCUCCACCUGAGGGGCCGAGGGCUCCCGGCUGCAGGGGACUGAACGCGCGGAGAGCGGCCCACCCACUCCCCUCCUGCACCUGGUUCUGCCUGGCACCCUCGAGACUCACUGACUGGCCUCCCCGUGACAUGAAGUGACGCUUCCCGUGUCUGUGGGUCCUUGUGACGGGCCCUCGAAAGCCCUUCUUCUCGUGCCCCGUGCCGGUUGUCCUAGUUCUCCGCCUUUGCCGCGCGUUGCGUUGUUGGCCUGCUUCCCUGGCCGUUUUCUUUCCCAAAGAGCUGCCUCCGCUUUGAAGUAGGUCUGUAUCCUUUCCGACUGUGAACCGAGUCUCUUUGUCCAGCACCCUCCAAGACUUCGCCUGGGGCAGUUACUGGACUGGGCUGGUGGCGCGAAGGACCCUCUCCCAGUCUUGCCCACCACGGCCGCUUGCUUUCUGAAACUGACCCUCACCACCGCUUCGGCCUGGCUUCUCGGCCUUGGUCCCCUGCUGGUGUUGGACUACAGCUCCCAUCGUCCCCUCCACCUUGGCCUGCAGUCUUGGAGGCUGAUGGGCGCUGUAGUCCAGUAGCAUCUGGGGCCCCAAGGCUGAAAUCCCUGCUUUUAAUUCCCCGUGGGGAAUUGGUACAACCAAAGUGGCGUGUGGAAGUCAAAGCAAAGCGUACCUGCAUGGAUGCCAGGCCUGAGGCUGGCUUCAUAGCGCCUGCAUUCAGAGUGGCAACUGAGAACUUCCUGGCCGUAGGAGGGGCACAAGAGAUGGAGAAGUGCCGGGCCUAGCCCAGGGCAAGCUUCCCCCCGAAGCAAUGCAGCCUGUAUCUCAGCGCUUCAGCCUGGCUGUCACAGGGAUUCCCAGCUGCUGUAGACUCCAACUCCCAUCAUCCCCAGCCCAUGGGGAUGCUGGGAAUUGUAGUCAGCAUCAUCUGGGAAUCCCUGUGACAGGGAACACUGGUGCUGAUUCUCCUCUCUGCCUGCCUCGGGACAACCUUGACCCAGAACAUGCCCCAGAGAAAGCAGCGGUUGGAGCGGGACUCAGCGCAGGCGGCCUGAACACCUUGCACGCGGCCGUUGCCUGGUGCAAGAAAGGGAGUGUGGUUUGUCUCCCCCCCCCCCGCCCCACAUCCCUGAGGCUGCCGCUUCCUCCUCCCGACAGGAAGAGUCUCUCGUACGUUGUUGAUCUUCCUGCGCUGAGCAGCAUGUGGAGAAAGUGAGUCACGGCAGAGACCCACUUCCUUCCUCUUCGCUCUCCGGGUCAAAGGGUUUGUUUUUGAUGGCAUGCAACAUCUCACCAGUAUUGGUCUCCCGUGUGGUCGUUGUAGCUUGCAGACCGUAGCCUGUUCACAAAGCCAGUGCACCAGCUUUUUCAGGGAAUGCCUUGCCCGCCGUUCUGUUGCCAAACACAGGGCCAGUUCCUGGUCCUCAGUGCGUUUGCCUCCCCCCCCCCCCACCGCCGUCGUUGCCAAGAGAGGUGGGUACCUCUGAGCCCCUUGUCUUUAGCCUUCCGUGCCCUGUUGGGAACCCUUCCCAGAGCUGCUUGGGCCACAUUCCCUUGCAGGGGAUGAUUUUUCUGCCAAAGUUUAAACGGUUCUUGAACAGUCCCUGAGGUGGCUAUUUUUGCAAGCGUGUGGACUGUUUGAGGUUUUUCAGAGGAUUCCUGGGACAAAAUAGCACUCGGUUAAUUGGCCGUUAUUUAAGACUUUACCUUCUGGUUUGGUUUUUUUGUGGGGGGUUUUUUGAAUGAAAGAUUAGAAUUAUAUUGUGUACCUUGCAAUAAAAAUAUCUUCUGGA